AUGGACCUCUUCCGCCCCGACCAGGCCACGCCCAUCCCCAACUUCUUCCUCGCUGGCAGCUACACCAAGCAGGACUACAUUGACUCUAUGGAGGGCGCGACCCUGUCUGGCCGCCAGUGCGCCUACACCAUCCUCAAGGCCGCCCCCGCCCUGCACAAGGCGGCGCAGCAGCAGCAGCAGCAGGCGGAGCAGCAGCAGGCGGCGGUUGUGUGA
Monoraphidium neglectum is the source of this 213-nucleotide messenger RNA. RefSeq names its product Zeta-carotene desaturase. Bases 1 to 213 code for a protein of 70 amino acids. The record is from RefSeq and is a predicted model, not a curated record. NCBI's taxonomy places the organism in Eukaryota, Viridiplantae, Chlorophyta, Chlorophyceae, Sphaeropleales, Selenastraceae. Gene Ontology annotation, molecular function: oxidoreductase activity. The transcript has 2 exons.